UGACAAAAAUGCCAAAAAAGAUGACAAAAAUGCCAAAAAAGAUGACAAAAAGCCAAAAGAUGAAAAGAAAGCCAAAAAAGAUGACAAAAAAGCCAAAAAAGAUGACAAAAAACCAAAAGAAGAUGACAAGAAAGUCAAAGAAGAGGACAGCAAAAAGAAAUACAAAAGUGAUGAAAAGAAAAUGAAAAAAGGGGAAACUAAAAAUAAAAAGAGGGUGUCAGAAGAAAAAUCAAAGAAAACAAAGGAGAAAUCAUCUGAUAAAUCUAAGAAAGAAAAAAGCAAGUCCCCCGAGAGAUCCCGCAAAGACAAAUUCAAUAAAGAAAAAUCUAAAUCUGAAGGACAAAAAUCAAAGUCAGAAAAAUCUAAAUCAGAAAAGUCUAAAUCUAAGAGCAAGUCUAAAUCCAAAUCCAGUGAGAGGAAAUCUCCCAAGUCUAAAUCAGGGAAAAAGUCGAAAUCACCUGACUCUAAAUCUAGAAGUAAAUCCAGAUCAUCUAAAUCCAAAAAAAGCACGUCCACAGGAAGGAAAAGUAAAUCAAAAUCACCAAAAUCAAAAUCCAAGUCAAAGUCACCAAAACGUAAAUCAAAAAGGUAA
Messenger RNA from Saccostrea echinata, 592 nucleotides. Its product is annotated as serine/arginine-rich splicing factor 6-like. The transcript has a single exon. The coding region runs from base 182 to 592 and encodes 136 amino acids. Gene Ontology annotation, biological process: nucleosome assembly. The record is from RefSeq and is a predicted model, not a curated record. Gene Ontology annotation, cellular component: nucleosome. NCBI's taxonomy places the organism in Eukaryota, Metazoa, Mollusca, Bivalvia, Ostreida, Ostreidae. Gene Ontology annotation, molecular function: DNA binding; structural constituent of chromatin.